AUGGCGGCGAGCGGCGGGCAGCGGGCCGCGCCCCCGGGGGAGCCGGCGGGGCCCGAGGAGCCGCGGCCGGAGCCCCCGGAGGAGCCGCCGGGAACGGGGGAGCCGCAGCCGGAGGAGCCGCGGCCGGAGCCGCCGGGAACGGGGGAGCCGCAGCCGGAGGAGCCGCGGCCGGAGCCGCCGGGAACGGGGGAGCCACGGCCGGAGCCCCCGGGGGAGCCGCGGCCGGAGCCCCCGGGGGAGCCGGCGGGGCCCGAGGAGCCGCGGCCGGCGGGAGCGGAGGACGUGGGGCCGGAGGCGGCGCCCGUGGAGCCGGCGGGGGGCAGCGAGGAGGAGGAGGCGGAGGACGAGGAGGACGAGGACGAGGCGGAGGACGAGGAGGACCCGGAGGAGCGGGCGGCGCUGCUGGAGGAGCAGCGCGGGCUGGCGAGCGAGCGGGAGCGGCUGCGGCAGGCCAGCUGCCGCCUGCAGCUGCGGCUGGGCCAGCUGCUGCGGCUGCGGAAGGGCGAGGAGCCGCGGCGGGCGGCGGCGGCGGGCGGCGAGCAGCGCUACGCCGAGCGGCUGCGGGAGCUGCGGGCGCUGCGGGAGCGGCAGCGGGAGGCGGCCGCGGGCUGCCAGCGGCGGCUGUCGGCGCGGCGGCGCGGCUGCGGCGAGCGGCGCGCCCGCGCGGCGGCCGCCUGGGCGGCGCUGCAGGCCCGCGAGCGCGAGGCGGCCGCGCGCGCGCUGGGGCGGCGCGGCGGCGGGCGCGCGGGGCGCCGCAAGGAGGAGGAAGUGAGCGAGGCCCGCGUGGAAAACAUCAAGCUGAAGCACGAAAUCGAGAAGCUGGAAGCGGUCCUGAAAGCCCGGGGCGAGGGGGCAGAGGGAGUGCGUUUCAUAGACUUCGAGCAGCUGAAGAAGGAGAACCAGAAAUACAGCGAUAAGAUUGACGACCUCAGUGAGGAACUGCUGAAGCUGCAAAAGAAGAUCUCGAACACAGUGCAAAUUCUCAGCCAGUUCAAGGAGAAGCUGCAGUUUGUGGAAGCAGAGAACCAAGCGAGAAAGGCUGAACUGAUGGACAUCGAGGCCAUCCUGUCCCAGAAGAGAGACAUCCUGACCAAAACGAAGCAGACCAGAGACAGGCUGCGGCUAAACAACUUGGAGCUGCAGCAGAAGUGUGGGCUGCUCGGAAAUGAGACUUUGCUUCGGGACUUUGAGGAGAAGGUGGACGCUGCAAAGUUCUUAAGUCAACGAUUAGAAAUCCUGAAACGUCACCAUGCUGGUCUGAUCCUUACCUGCAAGGGGAUUAAGAAAAAAAUAAAGGAAGCAAAGUCCUUUUUACCUUGCUGAGACUGACUGAGGAAAACAAAGCAUGAAAGAGAGAAACC
Molecule: messenger RNA, 1361 nt
Organism: Rhea pennata
Lineage: Eukaryota; Metazoa; Chordata; Aves; Rheiformes; Rheidae
Gene: CFAP184
Product: cilia and flagella associated protein 184
Exons: 3
Coding region: 1-1323 (440 amino acids)
Biological process (GO): cilium assembly
Cellular component (GO): ciliary basal body; axoneme
Source: RefSeq, a predicted model, not a curated record